UCUUACGGCACGCAAAGCUUAUAGGGAGUCUGUGCAAUCCAUCGGCCACUCUGUUGCGGAAAGCCUUCGAGAGAGGUAACGACUAACAACUCCAACCAUGAAAGCCUCCUUCCUCCUCUUCUGCCUCCUAUUCCAAGGCAUAACUUCAGAGCUGUUCAUAGACCUCAGUCAGUGUGGGGAUGUGCCAGUCAAAAAUAAGCUAGUGCAGGUAGGCACAACGAACUGCAGCGACCAAAGGCUGGAUUUCUCCGAAGUCGCUGAGAAACUCCUGCAGCUAGACUUGGACAGGAAUGUUAUCGCAAUCAACGCUAGGAAGAAAUGUUGGUCAACGGCUGCUGAUCCCUACAGAGAACCGCUGCUUCUUUCUUAUUAUUCAGAACUGAUGCACAAAAACACUACCAAAGAGUUGAUAAAGUUACUGGAUAUGGGUCAGACGGCUCUGGGACAUCAAGAUGCAUUCCUCACCGCCAUCGUGAACACCAAAGUCAUGCACUGUCUGGGAGAUUACCUCUGGGCAAAAGGGCUUAUCACUAGAAAUCUGUGGGAUGUCCUUGACGAAUAUUGGUUCACAGAAUACCAGCGAGGUUACAAAAUGUCCUCAGGGUUUGAACAUGUGUUCGUGGGUGAGCUGAAGCUCGGAUAUAUAAAAGGGUUGCACAACUGGGAAGGCUUAAAGAAGAAAGGUUACCCAUUUUGCUUCACCAAGGUUGUCCGGUUAGAUCAAAAGGGCUACGUCGUCGAGGCGAGGCUCCAGAGAGGAAACCAGAUCAAGACCUUCUUCGUCGAAACAACGCCCGAGCUGGAGAUGGCCUUCUACACUCUCUGCUUCAGCUUCAGGACCUUCGACAAGAGGCACGAGUGCUUCUUUAACUUCAGGAACUUCUACAUCCGCACAUUCAAGCACAACCUCGGAUAUACCGAAGUCAUCGAAGCUUCUUAUCCGAUUGUUCUGUAACAGUGCAAUUCCAAGACAGAAAAUGGGUAUUCUCAUAGACGCUAUGUCAUAGGGUAUUGAUUUUGCCAUUUAUUUUUAUAUUUAUAAACACAUUAUCGUUUAGAAGGUAGGUAAAAAUAAAGCCUUUUAUCAAGGAAAGUUGGUUAUCGACUGUCAGCUAAAAUAAGAUUUUUGUUAGAAGGCUCAUUUAUUAUAGGAUUUUAGAACUUUUUUCGUUACCAUUUCAAUAAGUUACAGAAAAAUCAUGAUUAUAAUAAAGAAAGGUUAAGGCAAGAACGUGUUAUGGAAAGAUACAUUCAAUGCAGUGAAAAUUAUCCUUUUAGGGGAAAUGUCCACAAAGUGAAUGUUUUAGAGCUAAUGAUGAUAGAAGUAAUGUAUUGUACUGUCAUUCUAUAAACUUCAUUGUAGGAAAUAUAAUGUUGAACAGAACAAUUAGCGGAAGUAAAGCAAAGAUAUGCAUAGCUUUUGAAAUAAAUGUAUGAGACGAAUAGUGACGAAAGACAAGUAAUCUAUGACAGUUAUUUAUUACAAGAUGGUGCUGACUCAUCAUUCGGACGAGAACAUGCACAGCACUUACAGCUCACUCUUCAUCUAUAUUAGUUGAUGUGGGAUCUAUGCUGAACAUUAUAUAUAUAUAUAUAUAUAUAUAUAUAUAUAUAUAUAUAUAUAUAUAUAUAUAUACAUACAUAUUUAUAGA
This is a messenger RNA of Macrobrachium nipponense, 1652 nucleotides long. Its product is annotated as endoribonuclease CG2145-like. Bases 98 to 955 code for a protein of 285 amino acids. Gene Ontology annotation, molecular function: RNA endonuclease activity. The record is from RefSeq and is a predicted model, not a curated record. Lineage: Eukaryota; Metazoa; Arthropoda; Malacostraca; Decapoda; Palaemonidae. The transcript has 5 exons.